Adineta ricciae is the source of this 207-nucleotide messenger RNA. Lineage: Eukaryota; Metazoa; Rotifera; Eurotatoria; Adinetida; Adinetidae. The record is from the annotation of a GenBank genome assembly.
AUGCAAUCAUCUCCAUCAUUGAUUUUGACGUUGGUCAAACAAGCGCGUCAAACAUUUGCGAAUUUAUUAUCUACGGAAGAGCCGAAAUCGAAUCCAAGUGAACAAAUCGAGUCAAUAAAACGUUUGAUGAAUAAAAUUACGAAAUAUGAAUCGAGGAAAGAAAUCUUGAAAAGUUUCUUAAAUCAAAUGCACCUGUGUUUUAUAUGA